CCAAGUCUACGGCGACUUUGAAAGAGACUUAACUGAUCAAGUGAGAUGCUCGCAUAUUCUACCAUGCUUGUUUACACACGCAAGUAUUUAUGUUUGUAUGUUCUUCAAUUCUCUCAAUUGAUUUAUUCUAUGAAUCCUGCUCCCUCAAGAUUAAUCAACUUUUCUCAACUUUUAGAUUCUUCUAUCAAGAAGAAUCUUAAAACCAUGUCGUUGUUUCUACUUACUUUGUUAAUGCUUACUUCACAACAUGUUUCUGCUUCAAGUACUGAUCAUCAACAAGCUGAUGGAGGAGUGCUAGAAGUGGAGGCGUUACUCAAAUGGAGAAAGAGCCUCAGUGGCCAAGCUCAAUCUCUUCUCUCUUCAUGGAAACCCGUUCCCGGAUCAAACAUAAGCCCAUGCACUUGGUCUGGGAUCCACUGCAAUGAUGGUGGAAGUGUCUCCACCAUAAACCUAACCAAUUUCCAGCUGAAAGGUACGCUUGAUGACUUCAGCUUCUCAUCCUUCCAUAAUCUGUCUUGUCUUGAUCUCCAACACAAUUCCCUCAAAGGAAAUAUCCCUCCCCAUAUCAGUAAUCUAUCCAAGCUUACCAUUCUCAAUCUGGGUUAUAAUCAAUUCACCGGAUAUAUUCCUCGGGAUAUAGGAACUAUGAUGAAACUCAAUGUCUUGAGCUUCUCAAACAAUCUUCUUCUGGGUUCUAUUCCUGCCACUUUUGAAAACUUAUCCAAUCUUUCAGUACUAAACCUUGCCAACAAUCGCCUAUCCUGCUCAAUCCCACCGGAGCUUGGAAGGUUGAAAUCCCUCAGUGAGCUUCGUUUGAAUUUAAAUGACUUGACGGGUGCAAUCCCUGCCUCUAUAGGUGAUCUCAUAGGCCUCAAGGUUUUGUCUCUCUAUGGAAACCACUUGUCUGGUCCACUACCUCCAGAGAUCAACAAGCUUACCAAUUUGACGUUGUUCUUUUUGUCAAACAAUAGCAUUUCUGGUUUGUUACCUGAAAAAAUUUGUCAUGGAGGCAUACUUGAAGAUUUUUGUGCAAGUAACAAUCGCUUUACGGGUACUAUUCCUAAAGGUUUGAAGAACUGCACAAACUUAUCUAGACUUCGACUUGACAGGAACAACCUCGUUGGAAACAUAUCAGAAGACUUUGGUGUGUACCCAAAUCUUGAUUACAUUGAUUUGAGCUACAAUAAUUUUCAUGGACAAGUAUCACCAAAUUGGGGAAAAUGCCAGCGGCUCACAAGCUUGAAAAUAUCCAACUGUCAUGUCACUGGUGUGAUACCGCCAGAGCUCGGAGAGUCAACAGCUCUGCACUAUUUAGACCUUUCUUCAAAUAAACUUGAAGGCAGAAUACCAAAUGAGUUAGGAAAGCUGAAGUCGUUGUUCAAUCUAACUUUGAGUUUCAAUAGUCUCUCAGGCAAGAUUCCUCCUGAAAUUGGAUCGUUGCCUGAUCUUUCCUAUCUUGAUCUAGCAGCAAACAAUCUAAGUGGCACCAUACCCAAACAACUUGGUAAAUGCUCAAAGAUGCUUUACUUAAAUUUGAGCAACAACAGUUUUCAUGAUGGCAUUCCUGCUGAAAUCGGGAAUUUGGUGUCUCUGCAAGUUCUGCUAGAUCUUAGUAGAAACUUGCUUUCUGGGGAAAUUCCGUGGCAACUUGGGAAUUUGAUCAAAUUGGAAGUUUUGGUACUCUCUCACAAUAACUUCACUGGUUUCAUUCCAUCCACAAUGGACCAGAUGCAGAGUUUGAGAAUAGUUGACCUAUCCUACAAUGAGUUGGAAGGUCCAAUUCCUAAAAGCAAAGCCUUCAAAGAAGCACCACCAGAAGCAUUUACACACAACAAAGGCUUGUGUGGCAACCGCACUAGCUUGAUGAAUUGUCCAGCUCCUCCCGUAAACACUACGAAAGACGGCAAGCAUCUACUACUCCUGAUCGUCCUUCCUGUUUCUGGAGCUUCAUUCUUCUUGACCAUUCUUAUUGGUUUUGUUUGUAUUCUAAGAAAAGAAUGGAGGAAGAGCAUGAGAAACAAGCUCAUUGAUUCACAGCAAGGAAAUUUGUUUACGAUCUGGAGCUAUGAUGGGAAGCUAGUAUAUGAAGACAUCAAUGAAGUGACUGAGGGUUUUAAUGCCAAGUACUGCAUUGGAGUGGGAGGGCAUGGAAGUGUUUACAAAGCCAAGCUGUCAACAGGUCAGAUUGUAGCAGUAAAGAAGCUUCACCCAUUGCAGUAUACAAGAUCGGACGAUCUGAAGACAUUUGAGAGUGAAAUUCAAGCAUUGAAUAAAAUUCGACACAGAAACAUUGUGAAGCUUCAUGGUUUCUGCUUGCAUGCCAAGCAAUCAUUUUUGGUUUAUGAGUACUUGGAAAGGGGAAGCUUAGCUCGGAUCCUGGAUAAUGUAGAACAGGCUACAGAGUUGGAUUGGUCUAAGAGAAUCAAUAUUGUCAAAGGGGUUGUGAAUGCUCUUUGUUACAUGCAUCACGAUUGCAAGCCGCCUAUUAUUCAUCGUGACAUAUCUAGCAGCAACAUAUUGUUGGAUCGCAAAUAUGAAGCUCGGGUGUCUGAUUUUGGCACUGCUAGACUUAUAAAGCUUGAUUCUUCGAACUGGACAGGGCUUGCUGGCACUUACGGAUACAUUGCACCAGAACUUGCUUACACGAUGAAGGUCACUGAGAAAUGCGAUGUAUAUAGCUUCGGAGUUGUUGCACUGGAAAUAAUUAUGGGGCAUCAUCCUGGUGAACUAAUAGGUUCUCUUUCAACUUUGUCAACAUCUUCGGAAUGGAAUCCCGGGAGUACUACGUUGUUGAAAGAUUUGUUGGACAAACGCCUAGAAACUCCUGCUCGUGAAUUGGCUGUCCAAGUUGCCAUAAUUAUCAAGCUCGGAUUCACAUGCAUCAAUGCCGAUCCAAAAUCUCGCCCCACGAUGCCUCAGGUUUCUCAAGAGCUAUCGAUUUCAAGGCUUGAUAUCUCCUCCGCGCCAUGGCACACACUUACUUUAGGAGAGCUUGUGAACCUUGAUUUGCAAGUAGAGGAACCGUAACGGUGUGAAGUGCCGCUGAGGACCACAACUUGUGUGUGUAUUUAUCCUUAACAAUGUAACUUCUAUUACCGUCAAUCAACUUCUGAGGCUAGUGUAAAUCAUUUUUAACCACAAUUAUUUUCUUAAAUUAUCUAUUACCGAGAACGACUAUUGUGUACCCAAAUAUUGAUAAAAAGUCAUUU
This is a messenger RNA of Populus trichocarpa (black cottonwood), 3209 nucleotides long. RefSeq names its product MDIS1-interacting receptor like kinase 2. The transcript is spliced from 2 exons. Gene Ontology annotation, molecular function: protein kinase activity; protein binding; ATP binding. Bases 46 to 3027 code for a protein of 993 amino acids. NCBI's taxonomy places the organism in Eukaryota, Viridiplantae, Streptophyta, Magnoliopsida, Malpighiales, Salicaceae. The record is from RefSeq and is a predicted model, not a curated record. Gene Ontology annotation, biological process: protein phosphorylation.